AUGAGUCAACUUAUUGGAACUUUGUCCUUGGAUACCAAUGCCUAUGUAGAUUACAAUAUCAGUGAGAAUAUGUCUAAUAACGCACUGGAAAACUCUGAUUUAUUGAAAGUGAGAUUGGGAAAGAUUAAAGGAAUGAAAGUUUGCAAUUUUAAGUCAUUUGAAAAUGAGCAUUUUGUAGGUCCUUUUACUAAAUUCACAAGCAUUAUCGGACCAAAUGGGGGAGGUAUAUGAUGGUUUAAUAUGAUAGGGAAGUCAAACGUUUUGGAUGCAAUUUAAUUUGUAUUAGGAAUCUCAAUAAGGUCUAUGAGAUGUCAUAGAGCAGAGGAAUUAAUUUAUAGUUAAUCAAUGUACUACAAAAACUAUCAGGAAGAGGACCGAACAGCUUAUGUUGAAAUAAUUUUUGAGGCCAUCAAUUACAUUGAGACUUAAAUUUCACUUAAAAGAACCGUAAAUAAAUAAUAGCAAACACAAGUUUAUAUUGGCGAAUAAUAAGUUACUGAGAAAGAGUUGAGUUCAUUUCUCCUCUUGUCUAAAAUCAUAUUGCCUGCUAAGAAUUUCAUUAUGUUGCAAGGUGACACUGAUACUUUAACAACAAUUGAGCCUAAGAAAUUAACAGAAUUAUUCGAAUAUGUCAGUGGAAGUGUUCAAUAUAAAAACACAUGUCAAUAGAUCUAAAGUGAGUUAAACAAAGUGGUUAUUAGAAUGAGGGAAUUGCAAUUUUAAAGAGGAGCCAUGAGAACAGAAUAAAAAAAAGUGAAAGAAUUAAAAAACACUUCUGACAAAUACAAAAAAAUUAAUGAAGAGAUAAAUCAACUGAAAUUGAAAUAGAAACUGUUUGAGCUUAAAUAGAUAGACAAUGAAUUAGAAGACAUAUCAAAGCAAUUGACUUAGAACAAAAAUGAUGAAUCUGAUUAAAAUAGUGAAAACAAGAGAUUGGUUGAAGAUAUUCAAUAAUGUGAUUUAGAGAUUGAAAAAUUGAAGUAGGAACUAAAUUAGAUCGAAGAAAAUGAGAAAAAGAUUAAGAAGGAUGAGAAAUCUAAAGCUUAUGAUACAACUUCAAUUGAUUUAGAAAUAGAAUUAUUAAAAAAGUAAGUGUCAACAUACGAAGGGUUGCUGGGUAAAUUGAAAAAGGAUAUCAAUUAUCAAAUGGAGAUGGUAGAAGAAGUGCAAACAGAUCUUGAUGGUAAAGCAUAGCAUUUGUAAAAAAUUAAAUCUUAAAGCAAUUUAAAAUUAUCCAAAAAGUUAAUGGAGGAAUUCUAAGAAUUGUAAAUGAAAUUUAAAAUAUAGAAUUAGCAAAUACAAUCUGAGUUAGAGAAAUUACAAGAAAAAUAAGGAGUAGCAUAAAAGAUAUAUGAUUAAAUUGACGAUGAGAUCAAACAAUAUACAGAUGAUCGUAAGGAAUUAGGAUAAGCAAUUGAAGAAUAGAAUACUUAGUUGAAGUAUGUGAAAGAUGAAUUUGAUGUAUUGAAAGAUAGACAUCAAAAUACUUAAAAGAGAAUUGAUGAGUUGUAUAGAUAAAAUUAAAUUGAGGAAAAUGAAUUGAAAUCACUUUAGCAACAUAAAAUAGAAUAGGAGAGACAAUUAAGAUUGAUUGAAGUCUAAGAGACUGAAAAUAUUGAUGAAAAAUAAACUUAGUUGUUGAUUUAAUAGUUAAAGUCCAUGUUCAAAGAUUUUCGAGGAGAAUUAUCCAGUUUGUGUAAUCCUGAUUAAUAAUAAUUUGCCAUCCCAUUGAAAGUGGCUCUUGGCUAAAGAUUACUUUGUGCAUUAGUAGUUGAUUCAGAGAAGACAGCCAAGGAAAUUAAUAUGCAUCUAAGAUCUCUUGAUAUUGUCAAGGAACUGAUUAUAUUGAAUAGAGUAAAAAGUAAUAAGGAUGAAUCCGAAUUGAGAGAGAAUGUUGAAUAGUAUGUACAAUAAUAUAGAAGACAGACAAGAGCAGGUAAAGCAUAUUUAGCAAUUGAUAUAAUUAAAUAUGAUCAAUGUUUGGAUAAAGUUUUAAAGUCUUUAUUGAGUGGAAUAGUGGUGUGUGAUUCAUAUUAAUUGGCAGUUUAAUUAUAAAAAGAGAAGAUUUAAGAUAUUAAAUAGAUUAUUACAUUGGAUGGAAUCACUUUGGCAACAUCAGGUAUGAUAGUGUUUAAUGGAUCAUAAUAAAGAUUGUCAGAAAUGAGAAAUUUUAGAUCAAAUAAUUAAAGAAUUUAAUAAAAAGGACCCAAGGAAUCAAAAGAGUAAUUAAUUAAGUCGAUUGAUGAAUUGUAAAAUAAAAUUAAGACUCUCAAAAAUAUAAGUGUUUAGGAUGAUCUGAAAUAUUAGUCUGCAUUAAAAAUGAAAUUAGAAGAAUAAUAAGCUCAAUUAUCAAAUAAAUAGAUUUCAUUGCAAAAAUCAAUACAAAUGUAUAAUGACAAAUUAAAGUAAGUUGAUAAACUAUUAGAUGAACUUUAUAUUGAAAUAAACAAGAGAAAAGUAUAAUUGAAGGAAUUUGAUGAAUAAAAUGAAAAACUUGUUAAUUAAAUCUAGAACUAAUAAAAGGUGGCAUAUUAAGAUUUUGCUAAAAGAAAUUCAAUAAGUUUGCAGGAAUUAAACUAAUUAGACUUUCAAUAAAAUUUAGGUAAACAAUUGGAAAUUAAAUAAUAAUAAUUGAAUAAACUGUAAGUAUAGAAAUAGAGUAUGGAAUAAUAUUUGGAAGAAUUGAAAAAGAAACAAGAAGACUUUUAGAACAAUAUAAAAACUAAAAAUGAAGCUAUUAAUAAUUAUGAACAAAAGAAAAUUGAUCUACAGCAGAAUCAUGAUAAAAAGAAUAAAGAUUUAGUUUAGUAUUCCCAAAAACAACAAGAAAUUAAUCAAAAACUAAAAGCAUAAUAAAAAAAAUUGCUUAAUCUCACCGAUUUGAGAAAUCAAUAGGUUAGAAAAGGAGUUGACAAAAAAUAAUAAAUCAAUUUAAUCAACAGAAAAUUAGAGUAGUUAAGAUUCUAAAGAGGAAGAUUAAUCGAAUUAUGUGAAAUUGAAUCUAUUCCUGUCAGAUUUAAGAGAUCACAAGGAACUUUCCAACCUUCUUUAAAUUUUGAUGAUGAUUAAUAAAUGGAUAUGGAAGCCAUUGAUUACAGUGCGAUCAAAAAUGAUUUGAAACAUUCUAAUUGGAACAAAUUAAUAGAAGAAAUUAAUGUAGAAUUAGAAUCAAAGGAACAAGAAAUUACUAAAUAUUUAUCCGAAAAUUUACAAGUUGGAUUGAUUGGAGCCAAAACAGAUGAAAAAUUUGUCUAAUUGGAAACCAAUAUUGAAUCAUUAGGAAGAUCAAUUAAGGAAUUAUAAAAUCGAGAAGCUGAAUUGAGUGAUCAAUUAGUAUAGACAUAAUAAUUAAGGAAGGAUAGAUUUGACAAGUUAUUUGAUAGAGUAGAAAAGGAAAUCAAAAUAUUAUAUCAAAAAUUAACUGAGAAUCAAAAUAGAGUUGGUGGAACUGUUCUUCUCUAUAUGGAAAACAAAGAAGAACCCUUUGAAGGAGGAUUAAUUUAUACACCAAAUCCUCCCAACAAAAAAUAUAUUUUUGAUAAUUCUGAAUAGCUUUCUGGAGGAGAAAAGGCAAUAGCCUCAAUUGCUCUGUUGUUAGCAUUAAAUGCAGCUAUUGAUGCUCCUUUCAUUUUGCUUGAUGAAGUAGAUGCUCAUUUGGACUAAGACAAUGCGGAUAAGUAAGAAUUUAUUUUAAAUACUAUUAGAUUACAAAAGAUUGUGAAAUUGUUGUCGAAUUAGAUCUAGUUUGUACUUGUAAGUCAUAAUCCGGAUGUGUUUGCUCAUUCGGAUUCACUGGUAGGGGUAACAAUCCAACAUUCUAAAACUACGAGUGAAGCAUUUUCAUUAUUACUUUGA
Molecule: messenger RNA, 3855 nt
Organism: Paramecium octaurelia
Lineage: Eukaryota; Ciliophora; Oligohymenophorea; Peniculida; Parameciidae
Source: the annotation of a GenBank genome assembly